Syngnathoides biaculeatus (alligator pipefish) is the source of this 4447-nucleotide messenger RNA. It is a transcript of the gene tm9sf4, whose product is annotated as transmembrane 9 superfamily protein member 4. Lineage: Eukaryota; Metazoa; Chordata; Actinopteri; Syngnathiformes; Syngnathidae. The transcript has 18 exons. Gene Ontology annotation, cellular component: membrane. Bases 103 to 2037 code for a protein of 644 amino acids. The record is from RefSeq and is a predicted model, not a curated record. Gene Ontology annotation, biological process: protein localization to membrane.
GAAAGUACAAUACACAAGUUUUCAUUAAACUGGUUGUAGUGGACAGGAAGUAAACAAAAAAAUCCAGUCUUAAUGUGACGUCACGAAUGACACGUAUUCAAAAUGGCUGCCGCGGUGAUGGAGACGUGGUGGGCCUUGCUGCUCUUUUCCUUAUUGCCUGUGGUGGUGCCCUUCUACGUUCCUGGUGUUGCCCCCCAAGAUUUCCAAGAAGGGGCUAUUGUAGAUAUUAAGGCUGUGAAAAUGACCAGCACUCAUACCCAACUUCCCUAUGAAUACUACUCCCUACCAUAUUGUCAGCCUUCUUCUAUUGUCUACAAAGGAGAAAACCUGGGGGAGGUCUUGCGUGGGGACCGUAUUGUGAACACCCCAUUCAAUGUCGAAAUGAACAAGGAUAAGAAGUGUGAGGUGGUGUGUGACAAAAAAAAACUCAGCAAAGAAGAGAGCAAGUUGUUUGCAGAGCGAAUACAAGAGGAAUAUUAUGUUCACCUUAUUGCAGAUAAUCUGCCAGUAGCCACGAGGUUGGAAGUGUAUCUCAAUAGAGAAGCAGGAGCUGAAGAGGAGCUUAAAAAGGAUAUUGUUAAAGAUAUCCAGUUUGAACAUGGCUACAGACUGGGCUUUGUCGACAACAACAAGUUUUAUCUCCACAACCACCUUUCCUUCAUCCUGUACUUCCACAGGCAGAAGCUGGAGGAGGGGGAGCAGCACAACUAUAGAGUGGUGCGAUUUGAGGUCAUACCCCAAAGUGUAAAAGUAGAGGAUCUGAAGGCUGUGCCAAAAGAGAAGACUUGCACCUUGCCAGAGGCCAGCGGCUCUUCUGCACAGGAGAUUGACCCCACAACCGAGAACGAGGUCCUCUUCACGUAUUCUGUGCACUGGGAGGAGAGUGAGGUGAAAUGGGCUUCUCGAUGGGACACCUACCUGACCAUGAGCGACGUGCAGAUCCAUUGGUUUUCCAUUGUUAACUCUGUGGUGGUUGUCUUCUUCUUGUCGGGUAUCCUCAGUAUGAUCAUCAUUAGAACCUUAAGAAAGGACAUUGCAAAUUACAACAGAGAGGAUGAUAUAGAAGACACAAUGGAAGAGUCAGGAUGGAAGAAUGUCCACGGUGAUGUCUUCAGGCCUCCUCAGUAUCCCAUGAUUCUCAGCUCACUUCUGGGUUCAGGAGUCCAGCUUUUUUGCAUGAUCCUUAUUGUCAUCUUUGUUGCCAUGUUGGGCAUGUUAUCGCCGUCGAGUAGAGGAGCUCUGAUGACCACUGCAUGCUUUCUCUUCAUGUUUAUGGGUGUAUUUGGAGGCUACUUUGCUGGACGACUCUACCGCACACUGAAAGGCCAUCGGUGGAGGAAAGGAGCAUUUUGUACUGCAACUUUAUAUCCAGCUGUGGUGUUUGGAAUUUGCUUCAUCCUCAACUGUUUCAUUUGGGGAGAACACUCCUCUGGCGCGGUGCCCUUCCCAACCAUGCUUGCUCUGCUGUGUAUGUGGUUUGGUAUUUCCAUGCCCUUGGUCUAUCUGGGCUACUACUUCGGUUUCCGCAAGCAGCCCUAUGACAACCCCGUGCGCACUAACCAGAUCCCUCGGCAGGUCCCAGAGCAGCGCUGGUACAUGAACAAGUUCGUGGGAAUCCUGAUGGCCGGGAUCCUACCAUUUGGUGCCAUGUUCAUCGAGCUAUUCUUUAUUUUCAGUGCCAUCUGGGAGAAUCAAUUCUAUUAUCUCUUUGGCUUCCUGUUUCUGGUCUUCAUCAUAUUGGUGGUCUCCUGCUCUCAGAUCAGCAUUGUCAUGGUUUAUUUCCAGCUGUGUGCAGAGGACUACCGAUGGUGGUGGAGAACCUUCCUGGUUUCGGGAGGGUCAGCGUUCUAUGUUCUCGUGUACGCCAUCUUCUACUUUGUCAACAAGCUGGACAUUGUAGAGUUCAUCCCAUCGCUGUUGUACUUUGGCUACACCACCCUGAUGGUGCUUUCCUUCUGGCUUCUGACGGGCACAAUCGGCUUCUACGCCGCCUACGUCUUCAUCAGGAAGAUCUACGCUGCAGUCAAGAUCGACUGAGUCAGUUGCUGCUGCUGUCAUCUUUUUUUUUUUGUCACUUUUUUUUUUUUUUUAUGUUUUUAUUGUACAACCAACACUGACUUGUGUUGUGGUGGGAGAAGCAAACGUGUUGCUUUUUUCAGAGUAUAAAAGUUACACCCAAUGACCGGAUUGGGUAUAACACGGAGUCUCCUUCCUUGCCCAUCCCAGCUUUUUUUUUUUUUUUUUUUUUUUUUUUUUUUUAGGCAGGGGGGAGCAGAGGAUGUUUCCUCUACUGGGACUGUUUGCAUCUUUCGCUGGUUCACCUUGCACAAAACACUGGGCCAAACAAUGGAUUUCUGCACAUUUUGUCUCCCCCCUUGAUUUAAUUUAUCCAUGUAUUUAGUUUUAGUUUUGCUAUCACCAGUCAUGUUGGAAAGACUGUUGACCUUGGAUCUGUUUUCACCCAAAUAUUCCCGGUUUCUUUAUUUCCACCUCUUUCAUUUGAGAGACUUUACACAAAGAGAGGUGAACUGUGGUUGUAGUGUGUUGGUGUUUUAUGUUGAACAGAUUGAUCUCCAUUCUCACACCGAAUGCAUAUAUUAAAUGCUCUCAUUUUUUAAAUCAUGUUUCCAUAUAUUUUGUGUAGCCACUUAAAUCACAACUGCAUCAAGAAAUCCCCUUUUCCCUUCUAAAGGAACUCAAUGUACCAAAUAUAUUGGUGUAUUGCCUGAUGAUUGAACUUUUUUUGUGAAAGCAGUGGCCUGGGAUUUAUUCAAAAUGCAUAUUGAUAUUGUGUUUAAGACGUUAAUACACAUCUGAAUCAUCCCAGCUGUAACCUGAAAAUUCGUUUUUAUGCUUAUUAAAUGAUGGGUGCAGUAUUUUUAAGCCAGGAACCUUUUUCUCUUCCCUGUGGUUUUGGAUUAAAAUAAAGGUACAAAUUUCCCCACAUCUGGUGGCAAUUAAUUAAAUUUUAUUGGAGCUUACUCUCUUUCCAAGUAUUUUCUGUUGGAUGUGUAUAUAGAAAAGUUACAUGCGGGCAGCAGUAGCUCAUCUAACUGCUGAGGUGCCCUUGAGUAAGGCAGUAAGGCCCCCCUGAAAUUGAAACACUUCCAUACCUGUGUGAUGUACAACAGAAGUAGAGGUGUAUCUAAAAUUAGAAUACUGUAUUGUGGAAAGCAGUUCAAUUCAGUUUACAGUUAAUGGAGGAAAAAAAUCAAAAAAAUUUGAACACUAUUUAAAAUGAGUAGUCAUAUUUUUUUUAAAUGAAUGUUUGUGUGUCAUCUCAAAUGUUGUGGCCUCGGGGUGGAGUAAACAUGAUUCUCAAGUGUGCUACUGGGACCUCUUGUAGUAAAGUGGGAAGGAAAAUUAUGUAAAACCUUGGGAAUCUCUGAAAUUUAUGUAUAAAACUAUCAUAAAUGUCUGAUUUUUGACUAAAUCACAAUAAUUGAAUAAUAUAUAUUAAUAACAAUUAAAUACCACACAAUUAUGUUUUGACAUUUUAUAGGGCGUAGCAACUUAUUGACUCUUGACUAAUUUGCUCUUCAAGAGUCUGGAGCCACUUUUUCUUACUGUCCUGUGAAUAAAAAUGAGGCUUGUGUGGUAAUAGUUUAAGCGACAUCAGUUUGUUGGUUCUUGUGCUUUAUGCCCGCCAAACAAAGUUGGAGACAUUGAGAAAAAAAAACACCCGGACUCACCACAUAGACUGUCCAAUUAGGUAUAUAACACUUAAGACCACUGCUAUACUACAGUUACAGGAAAAAGAAAUAAAACGUGUCAUGCCAUUCCUUGCGCUUUCCUAGGCUUCUCAGAUCACUGCUUAAUCUACUUUAUUUUCUGCUAUUGAAGUAAAUAUGUGCUCCAUAUAGUUAUGCUGUACCUCAUAUCUAUUGCAUCAUGGUGCAAUAGGUGUCGUUCAUCGCUAGAGGGCAAUCAAGUGCUUCCAGGCAGAGUAAACAUGGCCAGACUCUUGUGGAAUUAAAUCGCAGUAUCCCAUUUGUUUUGUACGUCAACGCAAAGUAGAUAUAUUUAUUGCAUUAACCUGGCACAUUUGAUUUAACAACCUAUUUAACAGCAGCUCUGAGCAGAACAGGAGAGCCGUGCGUGCGCACCAUAUGCUCAGCACCAUGUGCCAAUUUGUUAAGUGUUGCAAGCCUCGAAUUUUGGUCAUUUGGGAUUUGACUGGCUCAUGAAUGAAAGUCAAGAUAAAAGGAAAGAGUUUAAUGCUUAUCUACUUUAAUCUUUACUGUAGCACGUUCACCGUUUUCUGUGUUUGUGACUACUUGAGAAGUCAACAAAGGUUGGACAUAAAUACAUCAUUGUACAUUUAUUUGUGUGAAAAAUGCACUUGUUUAGUCUGGAUAACUGGAAUAAUCCCAUUUUCUAUCAGGUUUCUAUUUAUCUUUGGUGGGAUACUUUCUGGCUGUCACUAACUGCAUUUCAAGUAUAAAGU